CUUCCACCGUAUACCGUGCCCUAGCAGGGUAUACUGUAGACCUCGUGGUGGACUGGGUUCUCCGACACCGGCCAUAUUGGAUAGUGAAUGUCUGAACUCAUACAAGGGCUCGAGAGUAGCCGUAAACCUCCACAAAAUCCUCGACGACGUGAGGAUACACACUCAAGAUGGAAAACGAAUACACCGUCACGGUCACGAAUAAGUUCCUGCUCGCGCUCGACGAGAGCGAGGAUCCCCUCGAGGUGUUAAAAGUACGCGAGCUCGAGAAGGAGGCGAAGAAGAAGGAGAGAAUCUCCGAGAAGGAGAAUAAAAGCAAGCAGCAGCAACAGCAUCAUCAUCAGCAACAACAGCAGCAGCAGCAGCAGGACGGCCAAAAGCAACCGUCCGCCAACAACAAGACCCCGAAGAGUCGCGUGAUCAAGGACGCCCAACAACAGCCGCCGACCAAGACGCAGGAUCCUAAAAAGGAUCAAGAGAAAAAAGCAGCUCAACCAAGGACAAGUGGUGGUGAUCGCAAUGUAAAAUUCUCGAAUGAAUCCAGAGAGGAGCGCAAUAACAGACGUAAUCGCGAAGAAGGAGAAAAACCGCGAGGGCAAGGAGAGUUCAGGAGAGGUCCUCCUAGCGAAAAUCGCGAACCGCGUGAAUUCAGGAAUACAAGCGAGACUCCACGCACUGAAUAUGUGGAGCGCCGUGGCCGUGGCGGCAUGCGUGGUAUGGGUCGCGGUCGUGGUGGCCCACGCGGACGCGUUGGUUUCGAUAAUCGUGGCAAACGCGAAUUUGAUCGCCAGUCUGGAUCCGAUAAAACUGGUAUUAAACCAGUAGACAAGAAAGAUGGUGCUGGCAGUCAUAACUGGGGAACUCAUAAUGACGAGAUUGAGGAAAGUCUCAAUCAGGAAACUCAAGAAUGGAAUAAUGAAAAACCAGAAUCCGAGCCUCAAGCAGCAACUGAAGUUAAAAAUGGAGAUACGGCCCCGGACGCGACUGUCGAAGAGAAACCGGUUGAGGAAGAGACACGCGAACUUACUUUGGAUGAAUGGAAAGCUCUGCGUAGCAAUCGAGCAAAGCCUCAGUAUAAUUUACGAAAGGCUGGUGAAGGCGAGGAUUUGUCACGUUGGAAAAAGAUGUACGCCCUUGAAAAGAAGAAGGAAGGUAAUGAAGAGGAGGAUGACGAAGAGGAGGAGUAUGACGCUGCCGCCGAAUACCCUCAGCGCGUUGGCAGGCAAAAGCGUGUGUUAGGUAUCGAAAUCCAAUUCAGUGACUCACGACGUGGUUCUGGCAAUCGCGGCCGAGGCAAUCGUGGUCGUGGUGAUCGCAUAAACGGCCGUGGAUUUGGGAAUCGUGUCCCUAGGGACAGCGAUUCACGCGCGCAAAAUGAACAGAGGUCGCCGCGAAGUCGUCAAAAUGCUCCAAAGGUGGACGACGAGAAUGAUUUUCCCUCUCUGGGAUAGGUAGCUUUAUCUAUCUACUAUACAGCAUCCCACCAUUGUCACCAUCAGUAAAUCUACUACAGAUAAAGCUAAACUACAAAAAAAAAAAAAAAUAUUACCAAUUUGCGUUAGAUCAUUAUUAAUGCAUAAUACACAGUACAGUUGCAGAAAUGAGAUACGUAAUAUUAUCUAAAAAUUCCUUUCGUGACUUGAAUAUCGCUGUUACAUAUUGGCAUAUGUUCGUACAUAUAAAAGGAUGUAUAAAUAAGGCACCAUGUAUAAAUAAGAAAACAAAUAGAUGACGAUCCUUUUUUUUUUUGCACUUGUGAAGAGCCAUUUUUAUUAGUAACCAUUUCAAGACUGGCCAAUGGAUGAACUACUCAAUCUUUAUAUACUCUUCCAUCGAAAUCGAGGUCGAACCGCAGCCCGCAUUAUUUUAUUUUCUGUGUACAGCAAAAUUUGUUUUGGUAACUGUUUUCAAUUUGAAUUUAAGUAACAGAUUGAAACUGUUACUUGAAAUAGAUGCUGUUCUUCAAACAUGCUUGCUAGACCAUUUCAAUUCUUUUUUUUUUCCUUUAUCUCUCUUUUCCUUUCAAACUUUUUAUUUACUCUUUCUAUGAUCUCCAGUUGACUUUAAGAUGCUUAACAAGUUCACGGAAGUUAUAUUUUUAUUUUUUUUUUUUAUUUUCACAGAUCGUUCAUCCUCUGAUCAGUGUUUCGGGACUAAUUACAGACAAAUGGCUUCCCAUUAGUACAAAAGAGGAUCAUUAUCUUUUUUUUUUUUUAUACAUAUGCAUUUUUGCAUGUGUAUGAAUAUAUGCCAAUAUGGAACAUGUAACAAGUGGCAUUCAAGCCAUGAAAAGAUGUGGGAAGCCAUUUUUCUGUAACUAGUUCGAGACACUGGCCAACGGAUAAUUGAUUUGUGAAGAAGGAAACAUAAGUUCUCUUCCAUGAACUUAUUAAUAAGCUUGAACUCAACUGAAGAUCACUGGAAGAAUAUAAAGAAGAAGAUUGAAAAAGAGUUUAAAGAGAAAGAGAGAGAGUUUAAACGGACCAGCAAGCAUGUUUGAAGAAUAGCAUCUAUUUCAAAUAACAGUUUCAAUCUCUUUAAAUCCAAAUUAAAGACAUUUACCAAAAAAAAAAAAAAUUUUGCUGUACACAGAAAGUAGGAAUGCGGGUUGCGAUAUCGAUUUCGAUGUCGCGUUAAAGGCCUAAGGGAGGCUGGAUGUAGCAUCGAUACACGCGCGAACCUGUAUAAUAUCUCUUUUUAGGCGUAAAUUUUAAACGCACUUUCUGUUUUAUAAGUUUUAUACGAUAUUUGGAAAAGAAGAGCAAUCCUUCCUCUCGUAACCGGCAGGUUUUAUCACUUGUCAUAUGUAAGAUGUAAGAAACUUUAAACAGGAAGGGUAUAUUUCUAUUUAAAUAAACGCAUCGUACUAAAAAAAAAUCAUCUCUAGGACAUACUAAGUUUGACUUUAUAUAUAUAUGUAUACAUAGAAAAAGAGAGAGAGAGAGAGAGACUUCCCUUUCGAAACUGAAGUCGAUCUAUGAGAAAUGUUACACUUAAGUGAAAUAUCUCGAAUAUAUAUUGAUACAGUGUUUUAGGUAUACAUACAUAUAUGCAUAUAUGUAUACAUAUAUGUAGUUUACGAUAAAUCGAAAGAAGUGAGGAACGUGGCGCGCCGGGAGGGAAGACAGAACGAAUGAGUUUACUACUCAUAUUAUUAUACAAGUGUUUAUACGACCAAACUGGCAAUUUAUUGUUUGAUUAUUAUAUCACGACGUUUCGAGAGAAUUUAAACAACAUAUACGAUAAAUUAAUAAAGGUCGAGUUAGUUGAUCUCAGUAUUCCAAACAUAGUGGUUGACACAAUGUCAGUUUGACAUUUCGAUUUUUCUCUUUCUACUUCUUAAUUAUAACGUAAGUUGCUUAAUCCUAUUUUUUUCUUUGUAACAUGACUAUCAUUAUUUAUUGUAUUGUAAUUUUAGUUUCACUUGAUAAGGACCAAAACCAUAUGGUCGAAACGUCGUGAUAUAAUAAUCAAACAAUAAAUUGCCAGUUUGGUCGUAUAAACACUUGUUUAUUAAUUUAUUUACUGGCGACAUUUUUAAAAUUAAACAUCAUAUUAUUAUGUUAUAUUUGUGCGUUCUCAUAUUCUUAAUUACGAACUAAUAUUAAUUAUUUACUAUAUAUUUGUUAUACAAUUGAAGAAAAUAAUCGCAGCCGAACCAUUCACCUCUUGUCCAUCAUAGAGACAGAAACAAAAGAGAAAAACAGGAAAACUUUAUGAAACUGUUUGAAGCUUAGGUACAUGUGUAAAUAACAUUUACAAUAAUAAAUUGUGACGAUGAUCGGA
Molecule: messenger RNA, 3783 nt
Organism: Cataglyphis hispanica
Lineage: Eukaryota; Metazoa; Arthropoda; Insecta; Hymenoptera; Formicidae
Product: plasminogen activator inhibitor 1 RNA-binding protein-like
Exons: 6
Coding region: 168-1448 (426 amino acids)
Cellular component (GO): cytoplasm; nucleus
Molecular function (GO): RNA binding
Source: RefSeq, a predicted model, not a curated record